AUGCAGUCCAAUAAUACAGUAGCAGCAAACAUGGCCAACCCAGCAGCCACCGAAGCACCCACAAAGCUCCGUCGCAGCACUGGCAGCAUGCCCACCAAGAAGGCGGUUGUUGUCAACAAACAAAUUAGAGGCAGCACCGGCACCCUGCCACGAAGACGUCGUCGCGUGGUGUCCUUUGGCACUGUGCAGAUUCGAGAAUUCGAGCGCAUCGCAGGAGACAACCCCGCCGUAUCGCAAGGUCCCUCUUUGAGCUUGGGAUGGAAGUCCAUCGACCAAAAGCCUCUGACAGUGCGCAAGUACGAAGACACACGAGAACGAGCAUCGGUCUUGACUCCCUUGACCCGCGAAACACGCAAGUUUCUCUUGACAUUUGUCUUUGAUGUCAGUUCGGAGGAUAUCAAGCGCUCCGAAAAGAGUGCCGCCAAGAUCCAAGCACAACGACACGAAACCAUCAAGCAACUCCUGCACAACAAGGCCAUUCGACGCAAAAAGUCCUUUCCCCCACGACAAGUGGACACGCCAGAGUUGGAAAACACCAGCACUACCACUACCACUAGCAGCAAGCCACAGGUAGUGAUUGAAGAUCCUCUCCCACGCAAACACGUUGCUGGCAAUACCAAACUCCUUCGCAAAGUGGAGGAUGCCCGAAAGCGUUUGCUAGAACAAGGAUGGGCUACCUAUGCCAGGCUUCAAUAA
Seminavis robusta is the source of this 696-nucleotide messenger RNA. The record is from the annotation of a GenBank genome assembly. NCBI's taxonomy places the organism in Eukaryota, Bacillariophyta, Bacillariophyceae, Naviculales, Naviculaceae.